UUUUACAUUUUAUAAUUGUUUAGCAAUUAAAAUGAUAAAUAGUAACAAUCGUUUGGGAACAAAGCUGUCAAAAGAGAAAACAAGACCAAAAUCAUCAGAACGAAUAAAGCAAUCAAAACAAAAAUCUGUUACAGAGGUGGUUGAAGAAGCUCCAAUAGCUGAAGUUCCAGAGCCAUGUCCUGUAAAAGAUUCCAGUGAUGAUGAGUUUAAAGAAUUCCGAAUUAUUCCAGAUAACUUUAAAAGUAAACACUUUCCCAAGCCUCCAUCUGAAAAAUUGAAAACUAUUAUUCGUAUAAGAAAAAAUGUUUUACCACAAGCAAUUGGAAAACAGAAGCCAAAGAACAAGGUGUUGGUAGCAAAACCUGUGCAAACAGAUGAUAUAAAAGAUGGGACAGAACCAACACCUCAUGCUAUGGUCAAUAAAACUUCAGACAAUAUUAUCAAGCCUUAUAACAUACUUGGCUCAUUGGAAGAGUUCCAGAAGCAAUCGUUGCUUCAUAAAGUUAAUGUCGAUGUGCAAGUACCUAAAGACACAUUUCCAUGUCAAGAAAACAAUAGAGUUCAGACAGAACCUGCUAAAAAUAGCAGGCCUUGUGCUGAUGAGACAAAUGCUUUAAAAAACUGGCAAAAGCAUAUGAAUGAUAGUAAAAAGCAACAAGAAAAACUUUCAAAGCGUAUGGCAGUUUCAAAGGAUAUGUUGGUCAUGAAUCAAAGUGACGCAUUCCGAUCUGUUCAAGAAGAAAGGACAUUAAUAGACAGGGCCAUGCCUACAAAAGAUUAUGGAAAGGGGUAUCGUGUUGGUAGUGAAUUUUGGAAACAAGCUGAAGCAAUCGGCAAUGAUGAUGGCAUCAGCAUCACCUUGAAUCAGACUGAGCGUGGGUUAGUUCCACCAAUUGAACAUAUAGGACACCCGUCGCAUAUCAGAGAAGAGAUGGGCAUGGGAAACACUUCUCGCUUGCAAAAUGUAUCUUGGUGGAACUCAUCGUACCUGCAUGAGCGGAAAGAACAUUUACAAGAUGUCAUUGAUGAAAUGGAUCCUCACAUGCCAUACAUUGCUGGCUUAGAAAUUAUUGGAAAAUCAUUGGCUCUGCAGCCAACUUCGACGUUAGAGGAAGAAAAUGAAAGUGAAAGUGAAGAUGCAGAUUUUGAUGCUGAUGAAAAAAAGGACGAUGAGUUAGAAGAACAAGAUACACCCGUUUCAUCAUUUUCACCUUCUCUCAUCAUAAACGGACAAACCGCAACAUGGCAAGGUGAACCACCUGCAAAUUUAAACAAAAAUGCUGUGGGGAUGACAGUUCGUCUUCUGUUUGAAAAUAAAACUGGAAUAAGUUCCCAACAGAGUAUGAAUAUUACAAAUGAUGGCACCGCCCCAAUCUACUAUCAGUGGAAGAGAAAAGCACAAGUGAACACGUUUGGCAUGAAGAGUACGAUCCCAAUCAUGCGCUUUUAUUUUGACAUAGAUGACGGUGUGAUCUUACCUGGCAUCACUUCCAGCUUACCAUUCUUUUUUAAAUCUCCCAACGUGGGGAUCUUUACUGAAACAUGGGAGUUGUGUACGCAGCCUGUACUGUGUGGUGGAGAGAAGAUUGAAAUUGUGUUGCGAGGUAUUGCUACGGAGGAAGACUGGUUUAAAAAUGAGAGAGAACAAAUUGAUACAAUGUUGGAGGAGAGACAGAACAAGAGGAUGGUUGAAAGAUUGCUGCGGGAUAUUUUAUCUGGUAUCCAGACUCCUCCAAGACCUAGCACUCCAACGAACGCUUACAUCACUGAAGAAGAAUUAUUUAACAUGAAGAACAGAAAUGUGAGAUAUAAAACCAGUACUGUCAUCAACUUGAAGUCGUUUUAUGAAGAAUUAAAAGAAGGAGAAAAAUGGGAUUUGUCAAUUACCACCCUACGGAAGAACGUGCUUGCAAUUUCCGAAGAAGAAGAAAAAGAAGAUGCUCUUCGAACGUUAAACGACAGGCUAUCAGAAUUAUGUUUGGAAACACGAUGUCCAAUCGGAAAGAAUGAUUAUGACACGUGUUAUGAGAUUAUGUGUGAAACGGUGGAUAAGUUUGUAGAGAACGCGAUAAAGUUGCGAAUGAAAAUGGGUCUACCAGAGAAAGAACUAGUGAUUAAGUCAGAGGAAGUUCCCAAAAAAGGCAAGAAAUCAAACAUUGAAGCGAAGCAGCCUCGUGCAGAUUCUAAAAGUAAAAAAGAGAGUCCUGUUGGUAAAAACAAAACGCCGAAAAACGUGGAUGCAUCUGUCGUGAAUAGCGGGAAAGCAGGUGGCGAUGUUGUUGCGGUGAAGGAAAACAUAGCGGCUUUUUUAAACGAUCCAGCUUACAAGAUGUAUAUGAACAAAAUGUACAUGCAGGCUUACAAUUGUUUAUCAGAAAUGGCUAACAGCAUCGAUGAGGUGUUGACGGAAGAUCAGGCUUUGAUAUGAUUGGUUGCCUAUUUAUGUAUCUCUGAUUUGAUUAGCUACUCCGAUCUAAUUAAUUCUAUAUUCGCCUUCCAUUAAAGAAGGGGUGAUUUCAAACAGAUUCUAUCUGAUUAGUGUUACAAAAAUCCUCUUCUGUACGUACCCAUAUAGCUAACUCCUUACAUCAAGCGUCACCCUUGAUCAAGUACCGCCCCUCUUUAAUAAACGCCUAGUAUAAAAGAUUACCGCCCGGGCGUUUUAACAAUGCAUUAUUUUAUUGCAUAAAUUAAUAUAUAUGUAGAUAUAAAUAUAAAGAUGGACAUGUUUAAUAUAUAAGCUUGUUGUAUAAAUUAUGUUUUUAAGUUAUUUAUAUUUCUUACCUGUAACCGCAAAUAAUUUUGUUAAUUUAUUUUUGUAGUUUGAAAAUUACUUACGCUCAGAUAGAAUGGUAAAUAUUAUUUGAAAGGAAAUUGUUUGUAUUUCGGUGGUUGUUACCACAAAAAUCUGUACUCCUCCUCAGGUGUUAUCACACUUAAUUUUGAUAUAUUUCUCCUCACUUACGUUAUG
This is a messenger RNA of Hydractinia symbiolongicarpus, 2971 nucleotides long. Its product is annotated as MYCBP-associated protein-like. The coding region runs from base 32 to 2428 and encodes 798 amino acids. The transcript is spliced from 23 exons. The record is from RefSeq and is a predicted model, not a curated record. NCBI's taxonomy places the organism in Eukaryota, Metazoa, Cnidaria, Hydrozoa, Anthoathecata, Hydractiniidae.